Molecule: messenger RNA, 2559 nt
Organism: Aedes aegypti (yellow fever mosquito)
Lineage: Eukaryota; Metazoa; Arthropoda; Insecta; Diptera; Culicidae
Exons: 4
Coding region: 136-2433 (765 amino acids)
Source: RefSeq, a predicted model, not a curated record
AUUGUUUACAUUUUCAAAUCGCGUUUGCGCGCGCAGGGAUCGGUACCGGAAAUAGCAACCGUUGCUACGGACGACGACCACCUUGUUUUAGCCGAUGACCCAUGUUUUAGGUUUCUUUUAGUGCUGCGGGGACUAAUGGCAGACAAUGCGGUAGAACAGGAUCGCGGCGAGUCCAUUUCGAUGCAUGAUUUCUUGGAGUUUCUUAAAAUUACGUGUCAGGUUAAUGAUUCUUUCAACAGCAGCAAGAAGAAUCCCCCGCCCUUCGAUUACAACCAGCUGGCACGGAAUGAACUGGUCAACAGUGUCCACAUCCGGCCAAGGGGUGCCACUGAGGGAACUUCCCCGGCACGACAGGUCACCGUUAAGAGGGAAGAUGGCACUGGGCAACGGAAGGCCUACAAAAAGAAGUCUGUCUCGCAUGGCAAAUCCCAGAAAAUUAAACCAACGGAAGUUCCGGAUUUGACCCCUAAGAAGGGACUGGACGAUUUGUUGAACGAGAAGCUGGACGAAGUGUUGAACGAGGGCAUUCUGGAUUCGGUGCUUCCGUUCAUAUGUCCGAACAAUGUGGCCACUUCGACUUCGGGGCCUUCGUCUUACAGUAAAGGCGCAAAUCCGAAACCCUCGGCGCAUCCGGUGGUGCAGAUUACUUCGGGUCGUGGCGUAACCACUUGUGAGGCAGCAUCCUCACCUGCGGACCUUCACGGGAAGAAGGUCGGGAUUUCCGCGGUGGGGGACGUUUCGCAGAACUUCCUGAUCGCGAGCAGUGCCAGUAAAGUCAACGCUCGGCGGAAAUCAUCUGUCUCGCAGAUUACCAUACCGGACAGCAGAGCGGAACCGGAAGUUAUAAUCCAUGUGUGCGAUGAAGUCAAAGGAACGUCCAGAGAUUUUUCCUGCCCUCAGAAGUUACUGAUAACGAAAAUGGGUUACUUCGCGGAUGUAACAGCUGGUCAACGACUGGAAGAUAUGGACAUUUCGGUUCAUUGCGACCUACAGAUAUUUGAAUGGCUAAUGAAGUGGGUUAAGAAAGAUUCCAUGUCUCAAGACGACUGGCCUGCACUUGAUCCGUCCAAUGUAGUUCCUAUACUCGUAUCCGCCAGCUUCCUUCAAAUGGAACCUCUUCUCCUGGAUUGCCUCUCAUUUUGUCACGCUAGAUUGAACGAGGUUGUGAAGGCUUCGGCGAACUUGGCCUGUUUGAACGACAGUAUCAUCACACGAUUAGCAGCCAUGUUCACCAAUCUGGAACUAGAAAUGGUUAAAGACAAAAAGGAUCGCAUUGCACCUCGAUUGUGGACGAAACUCAUCCAGAGCCUCUGUGAGAUCGAACCGCAAGCUUUACGGGGUCAUUAUGCAACGCUGGUCGGUAUGUUCCGCUGUUUGAGGUGCGGCAAAUUUCUUACGCAAACCGUCAGUACAUUCAUACAUUGUGUUCCGCAAAACAUACGCCUCAACCGAUGGGGCCAACUAAUCAGUUCGCACAUGAAGGAUCCCUCCUGGAACAUCACCAGCUAUGUAGCUAGUUUGCACAAGGAACUGCGAUCGUGGCGAAAGGUGUACUGGCGCCUUUGGGGACAUUGCCACUUUUUAUACUGUGCCAUCUGCGAUACCCAUUUUGCGGUGUACCAAAUGCUGUGGUGCCAAUAUCAUCCGGAGCAACCGCAGUUCUUGGGACCGGCCGCUGAAGGAAGGGUAGCCGGGCCAGCUGGACGGUAUCCGUGCUGCGGCAAGCAAGCCUAUCGCUACGAAACACUACCCAGUCCGACGGGCUGCCAGUUCCGUGAACAUACAGUCCAAGCGGAUACGGACCGCGACCGUGCAAUCCUGCAGCUUGCCAUGCAGGCCUCGGAAGGAGGAUGUCUCUACGAAACUGCCCCAUUCAAGCCUCCAAACUCGGUCAACGAUCCGUGGUGGAGCGGGAUCGGAAUACUACCCCAUCGUUCCCGGCAAGGUUUGCUGCCAACGUUCAAUGUCGAUAGCGAGGCUCCCAGUCGUGGCAAUCGGAAGUUUAUAACCCGCCAAAUUUCCCAAUCGGUAGCUGAGUCGGAUACCGAAACAGAUUCGGAAGAUGCAGACAAAUCCGGGACCAUUUUAAGCCAUAGUUCUAGCAGCAGCAGCGAUGGCGGUGAAUCAGAGUACAGUAGUCCACGUUCGUUUCGUCCAAAGAAUGGGAAACAAAAGCCCAAGAUCUCCUACGGUCGUCACUGGGCUGGGGAUAUGUCCGCACGCAGCAAUCAGGACAACCAACGUGAGUUCGAGGAACGUGCUAUGAAACAGAUUAUAGCAAUGGUGGGUAAGAAGACAGGUGGCGAACAAAAUCACCAGUUCGUUACGUAUCAGCAAGGCGGAGCUUACAUCAAACUUGAGUCCGACUGGCGAGAGUCCAUGAAGCAGAAGAAUUUGGCUAGUAUCAAAUCAAAACCAAGUGGGGUCAAAUGAUGACUGUUUAUCGAUUUACGAGAGCGAUCGCAAGAGAAAACGUUCUAGAGAUUUUGUUUGUAUGGCUAUUCUAUUUGUUAAUAAUGUUUGAGUUUGUCUAACGAAAAGCUCAAUGCAAAAUUGAAA